Cryptococcus wingfieldii CBS 7118 is the source of this 1782-nucleotide messenger RNA. RefSeq names its product protein phosphatase 5. The record is from RefSeq and is a predicted model, not a curated record. Gene Ontology annotation, cellular component: cytosol; nucleus. Bases 1 to 1782 code for a protein of 593 amino acids. NCBI's taxonomy places the organism in Eukaryota, Fungi, Basidiomycota, Tremellomycetes, Tremellales, Cryptococcaceae. The transcript is spliced from 10 exons. Gene Ontology annotation, molecular function: protein serine/threonine phosphatase activity; protein binding.
AUGUCAGUGUCAGACUCGGACUCAAGCCACGAAGCACUCCGCAGCGAGCUCUCCAGCAUCAUCACCGGCGUCGAAUCCCCCGUCGCUUCCCCCUCCACCACCCCGACUACCGCCCCCGAAGACGACUACACCCCCUUUCCCUCCCCCGUCCUGAGCGCUACCCGACUCGCUGGCUUAUCGUUGGGCGAAGAUGGCGAACUCGAGGACGAAGUCGACGCUGACAAGGUCAUCACGGAGGAGGACAAGACGAAGGCUUUGGAGUUGAAAGCUCAAGCGAACAAGGCUUUUGCUGCCAAAGAGUUCAACAAGUCUAUCGAUCUGUACAGUCGUGCGAUCGCGCUGAACCCGAAAGAUUCGACGUUUUGGAACAAUCGAGCGAUGAGCAAGGCAAAGAUGGAGGAGCAUGGUGCUGCUAUCUCUGAUGCCACCAAGGCCGUAUCCAUCAAUCCAUCAUACGCCAAGGCCUACUACCGCCGUGGUCUCUCCUACCUCGCGAUCCUCCGCCCCACCGACUCUGUACCCGAUCUCAAGAAAGCCUUGUCGAUCGAGCCCAACAACAGGGUCAUUAGAGAACAGCUCAACACCGUCGUCAAGCUGAUACGGAGGAUCGAAUUCGAGAAGGCCAUCUCCGUCGGCGAUACCGAGACUGCCUCCCAAAGAUGUCUAGCCCUCAUAGAAUCAGGCGCUUGUACCCUCGACCCCGCCUCCGCCGCUUCCGACAUGCCCCUCCCCACUAUCCCCUCCGACCCCCUCGCCCGAUACACCCCCACAAAAGAAUUCGUCGAAGGAAUGAUCGCGAGCUUCAAGAAGGGCGGAAAGAUUCCGAAGCGGGUUGCUUGGGAGAUCAUCUUGGGGUGUAAGGAGCAGGUGGAGAAGGAGAAGAGUCUGGUGGAGAUCGACAUACCGGAAGGCGUGACUUGUGAUAUCAUCGGUGAUACCCACGGCCAAUUCUUUGACGUCUGCAACCUCCUCUCCAUGACAUCCCCCCCGAGCGAGAACCACUACCUCGUCUUCAACGGCGAUCUCGUCGACAGAGGAUCAUGGUCCGUCGAGGUCGCCCUGACCGCUUUCGCCUACAAGUGGCUGUACCCCAAUUACGUCUUCAUCAACCGAGGCAACCACGAAACGAAUGAUAUGAACAAGGUGUACGGCUUUGAAGGAGAAUGUAAAGCCAAGCUUGGUGAGAUGACGUUCAAGCUCUUUGCCGAUGUCUUUACGAUGCUACCCCUCGCCGUCCUCCUCUCCGCUUCCCUUCCCCCCACCAGCCCCAAGUCCGAAGGCUCAGGCCCAAAGCCCGCCAUCCUCAACCAAGGCAAGAGACGGUUCUUCAUCUGCCACGGUGGUCCUCCUGUCAGCAAAGACGGCGUCACCUUGGAGGAAGUUUCAAAGCUUGAGCGAUUUGGGAGACAGCCGGGACAAGAAGGCGUUAUCUGCGAAAUGCUCUGGACCGACCCGCAAGAACCAAUCGGCCGUGGACCUUCAAAACGCGGUGUCGGCCUCGGUUUCGGCCCCGACGUCACUCGACGAUGGUGCGAGCUCAACAACGUUACCGCCGUCAUCCGGUCGCACGAAGUACGCGCAGACGGGUAUGCUAUCGAGCACGAUGGACUCUGUAUUACGGUGUUUAGUUGUCCUAAUUAUUGUGAUUCUACGGGUAACAAGGCUGCUUACAUCCGCAUGCAAGCCAACGGCGCGCUCUCUUAUCACCAAUUCGACGCCGUCCCCCAUCCCGACGUCAAGCCUAUGGCGUACUCCUCAGGCUUCAACCAGAUGGGAUUCUAG